Molecule: messenger RNA, 2250 nt
Organism: Rotaria socialis
Lineage: Eukaryota; Metazoa; Rotifera; Eurotatoria; Philodinida; Philodinidae
Source: the annotation of a GenBank genome assembly
AUGAAGGCUCAAUUCAGUCAGGGAACAUUGAAACGACUAAGCACGAUGAGAGAAUCAGAAGGUUCACAAUCUCGUUCGAAACGACCUUUUAUAGUGCUCGGUACACUUGUCGGAAUUUUGUUUGCCUCUACAGCUGUAUUAGCUGUUAUAUUGGGUUUGAAAAGUAAAGCUGCGCAAAAAAACGUGGACAAUGAAUUGUGUGUAACGCCUUAUUGUGUUAAAGCAGCUAACUAUUUGAUUGAAAGUCUUGAUGAAACAGUUGAACCCUGCGAAGAUUUUUAUCAUUUUGUUUGUGGAACUUGGAUUAAAAACUCUCGAAUACCCGACGACGCGGAUUCAAUAAAUACGUUCUCUACAUUACGAACUCAAUUAGAUUACAAUGUUGUCGAUAUAUUGACUCCACCACCUAGCAAUGAUACAGCUGAGCCAACAGCUCUUGAUAAUGCUCGCAUACUAUAUAAUUCGUGUGUCAACGAACAAAAUAUUGAAGACGAGGGCACUGACACAAUUCUCUCAAUAGUAAAUAAUGAAUUGGGUGGUUGGCCUAUACUAGAAGGCUCAUCAUGGGAUAAUUCAACGUUCAAUCUAUUCGAUCUUCUACUUAAAUUACGCAAAUACAACAAUGAUAUCAUAUUCGGUAUAGGCACAUCAGUAGAUGAAAAAAACUCGCAACAAUAUGAUCUUGUAAUUGGGCAAAGCGAUAUUGGCUUAGGUCAACGCCAAUAUUAUUCCAAUGAAUCAAAAAUUACUGUUGCCUAUCGAGAAUUUAUCCGCGACUUGGCGAAAGAAUUAUCCGAUAAUACAUCGAUGGUGGACACCGAUGUGAAUGAUAUAUUUGCAUUUGAAAAAGAAAUCGCCAAACACUAUUGGACAACUGAAGAACGACGAGGUCGACCAAAUGCAACAAUUCGUACCACUGUUGGCAGCCUUACAGAUCUAUUAAAAACUAGUUUUGAUUUUUCUACGUAUUUACGUUCAGCAUAUGCAUGGAGCGGUGUCACUCUAGACGAUAGUGAUGUUGUAACAGUACAUGAACUCGAAUAUUUGAAUAAUGUUUCAUCAAUUAUUGAUCAAACUUCAGCACGUUUACUUCAAAAUUAUAUCGUAUGGCGUUUUAUGAUGCAUCGUGUUGAUAAUAUGCCGAAACGAUUUCGUAGUAUAAAAGAAAAUUUUCAACAUAUAUUUCGAGGAACAACAUCUGAUGUAUCACGUAAAAUAAUAUGUGGUAAUUUUGUUAAUGGUAAUAUGGGUUUUGCUGUUUCGGCUCUGUAUAUUAAAAAAUAUUUUGAUGAUAAUGCUCGAAUUCAAUCAUCGGAAAUGAUUGGCAAUAUUCGAAAAUCAUUUAGUGAUAUGAUUGAAAAAUCUUCUUGGAUGGAUGAAGCGUCACGAAAAAAAGCAAUAGAAAAAGCUGAAGCUAUCGAUGAAAAAAUUGGAUAUCCUGAUUAUUUAGCUGGUGAUAAUAUGACACAAUUGGAAACACAAUAUGCCGACUACAAAUUCACUUCCUCGUACAUAAAUAAUGUUUUAAAAUUGAUUCAAAUAAAAGCAAAAGAAGAAUUUCAAAUUCUACGAAAAACUGUUGAUCGUAAAGCAUGGGGUUUUACGGCACCUACUGUUGUCAAUGCUUUUUAUGCACCGUCGAAAAAUCAAAUUACUUUUCCUGCUGGUAUUCUUCAAAUGCCAUUUUUUGAUAGAGAUGCACCAAAAUAUUUAAAUUAUGGCGGUAUUGGAGUAGUUGUAGGACAUGAGAUUACUCAUGGUUUUGAUAAUAGUGGUCGUCAAUUUGAUAAAGAUGGAAAUCGAAUUCCAUGGUGGACUAAAGAAACCGUCCAAGAAUUUAAUGAACGUAAAACUUGUAUUGUCGAUCAAUAUAGUAAUUUUACUGUACCCAAUAUUAAUAUGAAGGCAAAUGGAAAUCAAACACAAGGUGAAGAUAUUGCUGAUAAUGGAGGAUUACGAGAAUCAUUUUUUGCUUAUCAAAAAUGGGCACAAGCUAAUCCAAAUGCCGAUAAAAAGCUUCCUGGCCUGUCAAAAUAUACACCUGAACAAAUGUUUUUUAUUAAUUAUGCUCAUACAUGGUGUUCAAAAAUGACUGAUUCGUAUGCAAUGAAUCGUGUUUUAUCUGAUGUACAUUCGUUAGGACAAUUUAGAGUCAUUGGUCCUACAUCGAAUUUUGUUGAAUUCGAUCGAGUAUUCAAAUGUCAACCUGGUCAAGGAAAUAGUCGAGUAAAAAAAUGUAUUGUCUGGUAG